UCGAUUCCCGCUACGUGUAUGAGCUUCGGGAGCUCAACAGUUCAGCCACUCUGCAGAGACCGAGAUGGCAAAGUAUUUACUGUGUCAAGCAAUACUGAGCCGAUCCCUGGACCUUCCGGGCUGCAAGACCCGAGGAUAAAUCAGAAACAUUCCAUCUCCAAGACGCAUAAAUCUUCGCCUGGAUUCAAUAACCGCUCAAGACUUAACGCUGCAAAACAGAUCGAGGACGGGGUUGAACCCUACGAAGAAGCAGGUGUCAGCGAAACAGAUCCAGGGAGCAAUUGGGUGAGGCGGCAAUUCAACCGUUUGACACGAAAUAUACGAUGCCGUAUCAGUGGGGAACCCAACGCUAUCAAGCAACCCGAUUUAUUCCUCAACAAAUUCUCAGCGCAGACCUUCACAGAUCCCGAGGAGCCAUUAUACCAAGCUCAAAGUUCCAAAUUAUUUUGUGGUUUAAAAUUAGCCUUUGAUCCAACUCAAUCUUACCAUUAUCACUGGCUGGCUAUGGUCUCGUUGGCAAUUCUCUACAAUGUGGUAUUCGUCAUUGGUAGAGCCGUGUUUUGGGAAUUGGAUAAUCUGACAUUCGUCUGGUUUAUACUCGACUACCUGUGCGACGCAAUCUACGUUUUUGAUACCAUAAUUCAUAUGCAUGAAGGAUACCUUGAACAAGGUCUCAUGGUUAAAGAUCCAAAAAUGCUCAGACGAUAUUAUCUCAAAUCGGACGCCUGGAAAUAUGAUUUCGUGUCCCUGCUGCCCACUGAUUUCGCGUACUUCUGGUGGAGACCAGGAUCUUGCGAUUACAAACGUUUGCCGUGCCCUGUUAUUUUGCGACUCAAUCGACUAUUUCGCCUACCUCGAAUGUGGGAGUGGUUCGACCGUACUGAGACUGCCACUAGCUAUCCGAACGCCUUCAGGAUUUGCAAGGUCGUAAUGGCGAUCCUCGUAUUGAUUCAUUGGAAUGCGUGUAUGUACUUCGCUAUAAGUUACGCUAUAGGAUUUGGGACAGAUAAUUGGGUGUACAACUUAACCGGCUCACGAAAUGAAUCACUUGCUCAUCAAUAUAUUUAUAGCUUUUAUUGGUCUACCUUGACUCUUACUACUAUUGGUGAAACACCGCAACCGGAAAUCGACGCCGAAUAUUUAUUUGUAGUGGCAGAUUUUCUGGCAGGUGUCUUAAUUUUUGCCACAAUAGUAGGAAACAUCGGAUCAAUGAUUUCGAACAUGAAUGUGGCUAGAGUAGAGUUUCAAAACAAAAUGGACGGAGUUAAACAGUACAUGGCAUUUAGAAAAGUAAGCGGCGAACUUGAGGCGCGUGUUAUAAGAUGGUUUGCUUACACUUGGGCUCAGAGCGGAGCUCUCGAUGAAGAAAAUGUUCUCUCUUCGCUACCCGAUAAAUUAAAAGCGGAAAUAGCCAUUCGAGUACAUCUGGAUACAUUGAGAAAGGUGAGGAUAUUUCAAGAUUGCGAACCAGGACUCCUGGAAGCUUUAGUAUUGAAAUUAAAACUACAAGUAUUCAGUCCAGGUGAUUACAUAUGUAGAAAAGGAGACGUCGGAAAAGAAAUGUACAUAGUUAAACGAGGCAGGCUACAAGUAGUUGCGGAUGACGGAAAAACUGUAUUAGCUACUCUCAGCGCAGGAUCAGUUUUUGGCGAAGUAAGUGUUCUAGAAAUCGCUGGUAAUCGCACAGGCAACCGACGAACGGCCAACGUCCGUGCUCUAGGAUACUCUGAUCUCUUCUGCUUGGCUAAGAGGGACCUAUGGGAAGCUCUCGCUGACUAUCCGGAUGCAAGGAAUACGCUCACAGAACGUGGAUGUCAGCUUCUACGUAAGGACGGCUUAUUAGACGAGGCGGUGUUUCAAAACGCACACAGUACCCAACAGACAUUGGAAGAAACCGUAGUUAAAUUGGAAACAACUGUAGAAAUGCUCAACAAUCGCUUGGAAGGUUUAAUUUCACGUGUUGGUGAAGAACAGGAAAAGUUAAAGCAGAGAAUGAAUAAAAUUGAAACAAGAGUUUUGGAUGAAACGGACGAAGACGACACCGAUUCUGAAGAUGUCACUUCUUUACAAGCAUCGGAGUUGAGGAGCGACGUUGUACGAGGAUGCGAUAUUUCAGUAUACGGCGACUUACCAGCAAGCUCAACCCAGGAUACAUCAUUGAUGCUCCUUAGCAACCCCAUAAUGCCAGCGCGAGAGCGUGGGUACUCGUUCAGUGCAGAAAGGACACCAGGGUUGCUACGCCUCACUACGGAACCACGUAGUAAAUCGCUACGCAUAAAAAGACACAAUAAAGACGUCUAGACGGAGCUAAAAAUUCGAACAAAGUAAGUAAAUUGGAAGGAGGGAAGCCAAUACCUUUCCUUUGAAGGUGAUUUCUUAUUUUUAUAAAAUGUAAUUACUGAAAUUAUUUUUGAUACCUCGAGGAUUAUACUUACAAAAUAUUCAGUAUUCGCACAUUGGCACACUCGCAAAUUAACCAUGAUUUCCUGC
Messenger RNA from Hyposmocoma kahamanoa, 2490 nucleotides. RefSeq names its product cyclic nucleotide-gated cation channel subunit A (gene CngA). The transcript has 9 exons. NCBI's taxonomy places the organism in Eukaryota, Metazoa, Arthropoda, Insecta, Lepidoptera, Cosmopterigidae. Gene Ontology annotation, biological process: monoatomic cation transmembrane transport. The coding region runs from base 19 to 2301 and encodes 760 amino acids. Gene Ontology annotation, cellular component: plasma membrane; intracellular cyclic nucleotide activated cation channel complex. Gene Ontology annotation, molecular function: intracellularly cAMP-activated cation channel activity; cGMP binding; intracellularly cGMP-activated cation channel activity. The record is from RefSeq and is a predicted model, not a curated record.